CGUCAUCACUGCGCGCGGCCCGUUCCCGCGCGCGCGGCGCCGAUCGCGGUGGCGGUGCUGAGAUGGCUCCCUCACCAACCAAGCGCAAGGACAGGUCUGAGGAGAAGUCAAAGGACCGCUCCAAGGAUAAAGCAGCCACGAAGGAAUCGGGUGAGAAGGAUCGUGGUCGGGACAAGACGCGCAAAAGACGCAGCGCUUCCAGUGGGAGCAGCAGCACCAGAUCCCGUUCCAGCUCAACUUCCAGUUCGGGGUCCAGUUCCAGCACUGGUUCUAGCAGUGGCUCAAGCUCCUCUUCUGCCUCGAGCCGCUCGGGGAGCUCCAGCACCUCACGCAGUUCCAGUUCCAGCAGCUCCUCUGGGUCUCCCAGUCCAUCUCGACGGAGACAUGACAACAGGAGACGCUCCCGCUCCAAGUCCAAGCCACCCAAGAGAGAUGAGAAGGAGCGAAAGAGGCGGAGCCCGUCCCUCAGACCCACAAAGGUGCAUGUUGGAAGGCUCACUAGAAAUGUGACCAAGGAUCACAUCAUGGAAAUUUUUUCUACUUACGGAAAGAUUAAAAUGAUUGACAUGCCAGUUGACAGGCUAAACCCUCACCUCUCCAAAGGUUAUGCUUAUGUGGAGUUUGAGAACCCAGAUGAUGCUGAGAAAGCCCUGAAACACAUGGAUGGAGGCCAAAUCGAUGGGCAGGAGAUCACUGCCACAGCUGUGCUGGCCCCGCGGCCCCGGCCGCCCCCCCGGCGCUUCAGCCCCCCCCGCAGGAUGCUGCCACCACCCCCAAUGUGGCGCCGCUCGCCCCCGCGCAUGAGGAGAAGGUCCCGGUCUCCGCGGCGCAGAUCCCCCGUCCGCCGGCGAUCCCGAUCCAGAUCUCCCGGACGAAGGCGCCAUCGCAGCCGCUCCAGCUCCAACUCCUCCCGAUAAAGCAAAAGGACUGGACAGCUUUUUAUUUUUUAACUUAAAUCCCAUCAGACUAUAUAUUGUACAUUUUUUUUAUAACGAGUCUGGGUGAGGAGGAGUGAGAGAAGUAAGGUGGCAGUGAAGGCAACCUAAGAGGAGAGAGCACCAGUUCCUGGCCAGUAACCUUUGCUACUGGGGUUCCUGGCAUUGAAUAGAAAUUAUUUAAAAAUGGCUUUGAUUUUAAAGGCUGCAAAAACAUCUUUUCCAGGUAGAGGGAAGAAAAGAUGUUUCAGCCCCUCUUUCUCCAGUUAGCAGGUUGCUGCUUGGUGAUUGUAAAUGCUUAGCAUGCUGUACAGAUCAGCAUGUAAAUCUUGAGCUGUUUCAGAACCCCGGUGAGUAAGCCAGGGGGGCAUUUAUUUUGAUCUCUAGGUGCCAGCACAAGAUUUUUCAGGGCAGCUGGAGUCCAGACCUGCCCAAAACUUUAAUUAAAUGCAGAGUUGUUGCUUUAUUGCAGUGCCCCAUGAUGAUUAGUUUCUGCCGAGUAAGCUCUUCUGUAACACUUAUACCAGGAGAUCACCUCAGAAGCAAUGGUCCAGCCCACUGAACAUGACACUUUAGAGAAGAAGCUGGAAAUCCUAAGAACAGUUCUGUAGCUGCCCCGUUAAUUGAUUUCUUUCACUUUUUCUUUGAGGGUGUUGAUAAAAACUUCUUACACAACCCCCAGUAAAACAGUGUGAGUGCUUCUGCUUUUACAAAUCCCAAAUGAGCGACUGAGCGCCAGCCUCCUGGAAACUGCAAGUCAGAGAGGGAGGCUCAAGGUCACAGUGCUGGCUGGAUUAUCUGGGGUUCACACAGGGAAAGGCAAAGAAUUUACCACCUGUUGUACAGCCAAUACUAUACAGACUUUUUUUUGUUUUGUUUUGUAUAACUUUGUAGCCUUUUGGGCCAUGUUGUGUUUGUACUUGUGUAGGACCAGCAAUUACUGAAUAAAGCAGUAGGUUGAGAGUA
This is a messenger RNA of Pseudopipra pipra, 1901 nucleotides long. It is a transcript of the gene RNPS1, whose product is annotated as RNA binding protein with serine rich domain 1. Gene Ontology annotation, cellular component: nucleoplasm; ASAP complex; cytoplasm. Bases 63 to 917 code for a protein of 284 amino acids. Gene Ontology annotation, biological process: mRNA splicing, via spliceosome. The transcript has 7 exons. The record is from RefSeq and is a predicted model, not a curated record. Gene Ontology annotation, molecular function: RNA binding. NCBI's taxonomy places the organism in Eukaryota, Metazoa, Chordata, Aves, Passeriformes, Pipridae.